Messenger RNA from Aspergillus mulundensis, 1458 nucleotides. Its product is annotated as fungal specific transcription factor domain-containing protein. The record is from RefSeq and is a predicted model, not a curated record. The transcript has 6 exons. Gene Ontology annotation, biological process: DNA-templated transcription. Lineage: Eukaryota; Fungi; Ascomycota; Eurotiomycetes; Eurotiales; Aspergillaceae. Gene Ontology annotation, cellular component: nucleus. Gene Ontology annotation, molecular function: zinc ion binding; DNA binding. The coding region runs from base 1 to 1458 and encodes 485 amino acids.
AUGCCGACUCGCAACCUGGCUUGCUCGUAUGCGCAGACUACGAAAGUUCCCAGUCGUCAGCUCUUGAGGAGUACAGCGUCUCCAAAUGCAGAUACAAGCGUUCAUUCGGGGCUCCAGCUGUCGAGCAAUACUUCCGGUCUUGAUGUCGGCACCGGUACGCCGGCUGAGCUCCUGCGAGAAGCAGAGUUGACGCAAACAUUACUCUCCCUCUAUUUUCAGAACUUCAAUGAUAUUCAUUUCAUGUUUGACCAAACUAUAUUCCUUCGCCGUUAUGUUCUCGGCGAUAUCCCGAAGGUGCUCUUGUUCGCCAUAAUGGCGUUGGGUAUUCGAUACUCCCACGCACCUUUUCAGAGCCCUCGUUUGCGUCCACACUGGGGAGAGCCAUUGUAUAACGAAGCACGACAGCUAUUGAAAGAGGAUUUUGAUCACCCAUCGCCGACCACAAUCCAAGUCUACGUGCUGCUUGCUACCUACAACCUGACUUUUGGAGGUGCAAGGAAGGCAUGGAUCUUCUUGAGCUUCGCUCGCAGCUUUGUGAGCAUAUUGAAACUUGACCAGCCGGCUAGCGACACGGAUCCUGUGCAAGCCGAGCUUUGCCGACGUUUGGUUGCGACAGUUGCCUUAAUGGAGCAUACAUUUCCCUCGGGUUUGAAUAUGGGCCGGCCUUUCCCGCCAGUGCAUACCCUACCCCGGUUAUACGCCGAGGAGGAAUUCGAUGUGAUCAAAAACCCUGCUUUUGCAGCCGCCAAUCUCCACCCGAUGCCAUGCAUUGCCCAGGAAAUACUUACCCUCUCCGAGUACUAUCAUCAAGCAUGUCAAAUUUUCGACACCCCAACCCCUCAAGGGUUGGAAGCGCUUGAGCAACGGUUAUCACAGUGGCAAGCCAGUCUGGAUGAAUCCCUUGUCUUCAAUCGAGAAAAUCUCGAAGUUCACCUACAGAAGUUCGCUGUUCGCCCCUUCGCCUAUAUGCAUCUACUUUACGCGCACAUCUGGCAGCUCGCCCUUUUCGACUCGAUGGACUGGACCUCUGCCACGAUAGCUACUGCGUCCGAGGCAGGGAAACGCAUCCUUCCAAUAUACAAACAAGCUUCAAACAUCACCGGCAUUGUCCACCAGCUCUGGGAAGUUGCGCAGCUUGACCUGCACAACAACUGCUUUGGACAGAUCGCGAAAACGGCCCAAAUUAUACUUGCACAUCAGCUUUUGUCUACCACUGAUGCCCAAACCAUGGCCUGCUUGCAGACCGAGCUUCUCAUCCUCCGUGACUGUCUCAUCAGAGUUAAGGCCCAUUGUCGGCUUUACAACUGGGUGUUUGACCAAGCCGAGUGGUUCCUCCGCAUCUGCACUCAGGAUAGUUUCUUGCAAGGCUUGCAUGCCUGGAAGUCUGUGGUACGCUUCCAAGUAAUGUCGCUUGGGACUUGCUAUGAACGGCUGGACUACGAGACUGCUACGGAUUAG